GCCGCGCGCACUCCCGCCGGGCUGAGAAGCCGCAGAGAUGAAGCUCGCUCACUGCUACUGGCUGAGCUCCGCUGUCCUCGCCACUUGCGGGCUUUGGGUAGUGGCAAACAAUGGAACGGAGGAAAUCAAAGAUGAAAGAGCCAAGGACGCCUGCCCGGUGAGACUGGAAGGCAGAGGGAAAUGCGAGGCGGGCGAGUGCCCCUACCAGGUGGCCCUGCCUCCCCUGACUAUUCAGCUCCCCGCGCAGUUCGGGAGGAUUGAGGAGGUGUUCAAAGAAGUCCAGAACCUCAAGGAGAUCGUAAAUAGCCUAAAGAAGUCUUGCCAAGAGUGCAAACUGCAGGCUGACGACAACCGAGACCCGGACGCCGCCGGCACCCUGGGAGAGGCUGGUGAUAACAGAGUCAGAGAGUUAGAGAGCGAGGUUAACAAGCUGUCCUCGGAACUGAAGAACGCCAGGGAGGAGAUCGACGGGCUGCACGGCCGCCUGGAGAAGCUGAAUCUGGUAAACAUGAACAACGUCGAGAAUUAUGUGGAUAGCAAAGUGGCAAAUCUAACAUUUGUUGUCAACAGUUUGGAUGGCAAAUGUUCAAAGUGUCCCAGCCAAGAACAAAUACAGUCACGUCCAGUUCAACAUCUAAUAUAUAAAGACUGUUCUGAGUACUACACAAUAGGCAAAAGAAGCAGUGAGAUCUACAGAGUAACGCCUGACCCCAAAAAUAGUAGCUUUGAAGUUUACUGUGACAUGGAGACCAUGGGGGGAGGCUGGACUGUGCUGCAAGCACGUCUCGAUGGCAGCACCAACUUCACCAGAACAUGGCAAGACUACAAAGCGGGCUUCGGAAACCUCAGAAGAGAAUUUUGGCUGGGGAACGAUAAAAUUCAUCUUCUGACCAAGAGUCAGGAAAUGAUUCUGAGAAUAGAUCUUGAAGACUUUGACGGUGUCAAACUGUAUGCCUUAUACGACCAGUUUUAUGUGGCUAACGAGUUUCUGAGAUACCGUUUACACAUUGGUAACUAUAACGGUACAGCUGGAGAUGCUUUACGUUUCAGUAAACAUUACAACCACGAUAUGAAGUUUUUCACCACCCCAGAUAAAGACAAUGAUCGAUAUCCUUCUGGAAACUGUGGACUCUACUAUAGUUCAGGCUGGUGGUUUGAUGCAUGUCUUUCUGCAAAUUUAAAUGGCAAAUAUUAUCACCAAAAAUACAGAGGUGUCCGCAAUGGGAUUUUCUGGGGCACCUGGCCUGGUAUCAGUGAGGCACACCCUGGUGGCUAUAAGUCCUCCUUCAAAGAGGCCAGAAUGAUGAUUAGACCCAAGCACUUUAAGCCAUAAAUCACUAGCACUCGUUUCUCCAGGUGUGCAUUAUCUAACAGGGCAAUACUUCUUUAAGCAGUUUAGCAUAUGCCUUGUUUCGUAUUCCUUUCCUAUGACUAAAAAAUUAUAUCUGAUUAGUAGGUUUCUUAGGCUACACAGCAUUUGCAAUAAAGCUGAAAAAUAAUGCA
Molecule: messenger RNA, 1503 nt
Organism: Otolemur garnettii (small-eared galago)
Lineage: Eukaryota; Metazoa; Chordata; Mammalia; Primates; Galagidae
Gene: FGL2
Product: fibrinogen like 2
Exons: 2
Coding region: 38-1333 (431 amino acids)
Source: RefSeq, a predicted model, not a curated record